Molecule: messenger RNA, 702 nt
Organism: Brassica napus (rape)
Lineage: Eukaryota; Viridiplantae; Streptophyta; Magnoliopsida; Brassicales; Brassicaceae
Product: secreted RxLR effector protein 161-like
Exons: 2
Coding region: 1-702 (233 amino acids)
Source: RefSeq, a predicted model, not a curated record
AUGGAAAGGAUUCCUUAUGCCAGUGCUGUAGGAAGCCUAAUGAAUGCAAUGGUCGGGUCGAGGCCCGACCUAGGAUUUGCAGUAGGCUAUGUUUGUCGCUUCAUGAGUAAACCAGGAAGGGACCACUGGUCAGCAGUUAAGUGGGUCCUAAGAUACUUACAUGGAGCGUUGAAUUCAGAUUUAACAUUCAAAAAGCAUUCUACACUACAAGUAGAAGGUUAUUCAGACUCAGACUAUGCAACAGACAUUGACAGGAAACAGUCAGUAACAGGCUAUGCAUUCAAGUUUGCAGGCAAUACAGUUUCAUGGAAAUCAUGUCUACAAUUAGUGGUUGCACUAUCUACUACAGAAGCCGAAUACAUGGCUAUGAAUGAAGCAGCUAAAGAAGCAAUGUGGCUAAAGGAAAUAUGCGAUGAACUAGGUUUCAAGCAACAGGGGAUCAAACUCUACUGCGAUUCUCAAAGUGCCCUAGCUCUAGCAAGAAAUCCAGUCAAUCACGAGAAGACUAAGCACAUAGCUACCAAGUUCAAUUUCAUUCGAGACCUAGUGGAAGCAGGAGACAUUGUUCUAAACAAGAUUCAUACAAAUGUUAAUCCUGCAGAUUUCCUAACUAAGACGGAAGACACUCCAGGUGACUCUGGUUGUCUAAACUCCACCCUCGCAGAUCACAAGCAACAAACUCAUGUUAGUGACUACGAAUGA